AGUACAGCGCUUGUGUUAUAAAAUAGCUCUAUGGAUGUAGCUAUGUAAAUAUGUAUAUAUAUAUAUAUAUAUGUGGUUUAUGAAUGCUGGUUUAAGAACUUGAAAGUAAAGAAAAGACUAUAUAUGUCAGUAACCACGCAUAUAGAGCAGUACAAUGCAAUCAAAGCAGAAAACUUUUAUAACGGUGACAUUUGUAUCCUUAAUAAGUAUCUUCGUUGGCUUUUACGCACUCAGUGCUAGUAGCACACACAAAAAUGGAAUUAACAGGCCUACACUACGUUCUAAUUCUGGAAUACACGACCCAAACAAGGAUGACACAACAGAUGUUAUUUUUAACCGGAAGGAACAAACGCGCAUCAAAAACACGAACCGGAAAUUACAAAGAUAUAAAAAUCGGACAAGAGAAAGAAACAGUGACGAACAGCUGGCAAAUAAUGACAAAGUUGAGAAGAAUUUUAACAAAUCUGUGGAUAGUUCAACUCAUGGAAAAAAAUAUUUGAUUUAUUCAUGCCUUUUCGACAAACCGUGUAGCGGUUGGGCUGACCGCCAGAGGGCGAUUAUUUCAGGGUUUCUAUUGGCGCAAAUUACAAACAGAACGUUUGGAAUAAUUCUGACCAGCCCAUGUGAUUUGAAAAAGUUUUUUGUUCCAAACGAAUACAACUGGGUUGUAGACGAGAACGAAUUGGUUGGUUUAUCAACAGCGACACCAUCCGGCAGCUCUCUAGGUAACAUAGGCGUCUUGGAUUUUGAUAAAGCGUAUACUGAAGAUUUGGUUUAUUUCCAAACAAAACGCGAUAUGUUAUUGGCAAUUAAAAAAAACCCGCUUCACGCUAAAUCGAUUCCUCAAUGGGCAAAGUAUAGCAAACCGGUCGCCUUUAAAAAUGGUUGGAAUAUACUGAUGAAACGGACUCCACAGUUUGAUAAGAAGUUUCAAAAGCUCAUGUCCGGUGUCCCCAGACAUAGUCAGUUCGUCUGUGCUCACGUGCGACUGGCCAAGAACCCGACCAUUCCUAUGGAAACUAGAGUCAUCAAUACAUAUCCUAGCGUGAAAUAUCUCUGGGCUUUCUUGGACACAAGAUAUCCGAACGCCAGUCGAAUUUUUGUGGCUACAGAUUCAUUUGACGUGAGGGAGUGGGCCAGACAACAUUUCAAGGACAAGGAAAUGGACACGGGACUGACUAUUCUGCAUAUCGAGAAGCAGAAGCGAAAGAAAAAUUCCUGCGAUGGAUUUGAAAGCGUUCUGCUGGAUCAACAGGUGAUGAUCCACUGUGACGUCUUGGUGUGCUCGUACAGUAACAUAUGCAAACACGCGGCGUACAUAAGCGGCAUUCAUGAUCAAUUGUUCAUGUUUAGAUAUGGAAAGAUAGGUCCAGCCAAGACAUGGCCCGAGAUAUAUAACCAACCUCGCAUCUAAGCAAGGACUUCCGGAUCAUAGUUCAAAGCGCACUGGAAUGUCUAAAUCGCAGAAAAACGUAUAACAGAAUCAAUAAGAAUUGCAUGUUCGACUUUCUGACUUUCGACACACACACACACACACACACACACACACACACACACACACACACACACACACACACACACACACACACACACACACACAUACACACACACACACAAACAAAACAACAACAAAAACAACAACAACAAAACACACACACACACACACCUAACAAACAAACAAACCCACCUCAAAACCUCCCCAAAACAAAUCCCCCAACAACAACAAACAAUCAAAACACCCCACAAAAAACAUAUGGGUUGCAAGUAAAAACGCUCUUUACAGAGAACCAUGCCUAGCAGGGGAAGGGACGGAUACGGGGAGAAGAUGCAUCCCUAGAAAUUUUUUUUAAUGUUCUGUCUAUGAGAAAGUGCAUAUAAAACCCAUUGUAUGCUU
This is a messenger RNA of Gigantopelta aegis, 1894 nucleotides long. RefSeq lists its product as uncharacterized. Lineage: Eukaryota; Metazoa; Mollusca; Gastropoda; Neomphalida; Peltospiridae. The coding region runs from base 155 to 1414 and encodes 419 amino acids. The record is from RefSeq and is a predicted model, not a curated record. The transcript is spliced from 2 exons.